Sorex fumeus (smoky shrew) is the source of this 1947-nucleotide messenger RNA. Its product is annotated as outer dense fiber protein 2-like. NCBI's taxonomy places the organism in Eukaryota, Metazoa, Chordata, Mammalia, Eulipotyphla, Soricidae. Gene Ontology annotation, biological process: regulation of cilium assembly. Gene Ontology annotation, cellular component: centrosome. The record is from RefSeq and is a predicted model, not a curated record. The transcript has a single exon. The coding region runs from base 34 to 1947 and encodes 637 amino acids.
CCUUCGCGUGGGAAGAACGGAGCCAGCAGCCUCAUGCAGAGAAAGGUCUUGAGGACACCGUAUGGCGUAUUUAGUGUGACUGUGACGUCAAAAUCUCCCAAUCAUGACAACAGACUUUCCCAAAAGCAGAAAGGGAAGAAAAGCAAGCUCAAAAGGGGAGAGAAAUCUCAGAAGCGCGGAAUGAAAGGGGAAACCGUGAACGCGCGGCGGCAUGUCGGGGUGAAAGCCAAGAGCCCGCCGCACUGCCUGGGGAUCACGCCAUCAUCUUCGGAAAAACUGCUCUCGGUGAUGCGGUUAAGUGACCUCUCCACCGAAGAUGACGACUGGGGUCACUGCAAAAUGAACCGUUACGAGCAGAAGAGCGACAGUCUCAUGAACGCGGUUGGCUGUCUCAAGACCGAGAUCAAGAUGCAGAAGGACGAGUGCCAGAUGGCUAAGAGGUUCCUGGAGGAGCGCAAGGAAGAGCUGGAGGAGGUGGCCCAGGAGUUGGCCGAGACGGAGCACGAAAACACCGUGCUGCGGCACAACAUAGAGUGCAUGAAGGAGGAGAAGGACAUCACCCUGCUGCAGAAGAAGCACCUGCAGCAGGAGAAGGAGAGCCUCGUCAACAAGCUGGUGGAGGCGGAGAUGGACGGCGCCGCCGCCGCCCAGCAGGUGAUGGCCUUGAAGGACACCAUCGGCAAGCUCAAGACGGAGAAACAGAUGACCAGCACCGACAUCCACGCCCUCAAGAGGCAGAAGGAGCUUCUCCUCCAGAAGCUGUGCGCUUUCGAGGAGACCAACCGCACCCUCCGAGAACUGCUGAGGGAACAGCACUGCAAAGAAAACCCUGAACGGCUGAUGGAUCACGGAGCGCUCCUGAAACGGCUCGAAGAGGUGGACUCGGAGAAAGCCCAGCUGAUGCUCGCGCUGGAGAGCAAGGACAAGGAGGUGGAAGAGCUCCUGCAGGAGAUCCAGAGCGAGAAGGCGCAAGCCAAGUCGGCCUCGGAGCUCUCCAAGUCCACCGAGUCCAUGCGCGGGCAGCUGCAGGCGCAGCUGCGCAACCGAGAGGCGGAGAACAGCCGCCUGAACAUGCAGAUCAAGAACCUGGAGCGCAGCGGCCACCAGCACCGGGCCGAGGUGGAGGCUAUGAUGGAGCAGCUGAAGGAAGAGAAGAAGAAGGGGGAUCGGGACAAGGAGAUCUUGAAAAAGGUCAUCCUGGCCCAGAAGGAGCGAGCGGAGAAAAGCGAGGAGUAUGCAGAGCAACUGCACGUGCAACUUGCAGACAAAGAUCUCUAUGUCGCGGAAGCUUUAACCACCCUCGAAUCGUGGCGGACCCGCUACAACCAAGUCGUGAAGGACAAGGGCGACCUGGAGCUGGAGAUCGUCGUCCUCAACGACCGCGUGGCGGAUCUGGUCAACCAGCAGAAGACCCUCGAGGAGAAGAUGCGCGAAGAGAGGGACAGCCUGGUGGAGAGGCUCCACCGGCAGACCUCGGAGUACAACGUCUUCAUCCAGGAGAACCAGCGGCUCAAGGCCAGCAUCGUGCCCAAGGAGAACCGGCUCAACGAGGUGCACGUGGAGGUGAUGCAGCUGAAGGCGUCCAUCAAGAACUACCAGGGCAUGAUCGACAACUACAAGUGCCAGGUGUCCCGGGCCAGGAUGGAGGCGGACGAAAUGACGGCCCAGCUAGAGCGCUGCGACAAAGAGAACAAGUACCUCAAAGACGAGAUGAACAAGGAGAUCGAAGCGGCGCGCAAGCAGUUCCAGUCCCAGCUGGCCGAGCUGCAGCAGCCGCCCGACAUCCUCAAGUUCGCCGAGGCCAAGCUGGCCGAGUGCCAAAACCAGCUGCAAGACUACGAGAAGAAGAACGUGGAUCUCACGGCCCUCAUAUCCCGGCUGCGGAGCCAGGUACGGGACUGGCAGGAGGGCUCGGUGGAACCCUCGGGAGCGCGCGUACCAAGAUGA